UCUUGUGCGUGACAACACGGGGGAGACACUUUUGUUUUUUCGGAGUUCUUUUUUUUCUCUCGUUGACCAAGACAAGUGCAUCUGAUUUUUGGGGUAGCGAGGAAGACUGCAAAAUGUUGCUCGAACACCCGAGCUCAAGUUGUCAGAAUAACGCCAAUUUCUCUCGCUACAGCGCAGGCCAAGACAUCCCAGUGUGUGCAGGCUGCAACCAGCACAUCGUGGACCGCUUCAUCCUGAAAGUGUUGGAGCGCCACUGGCACAGCAAGUGCCUCAAGUGCGCCGACUGCCACACUCAGCUGGCGGACAAGUGCUUCAGCCGGGGGGAAAGCGUCUACUGCAAGGAUGACUUCUUCAAGAGAUUCGGCACCAAAUGCGCGGCAUGCCAGCAGGGCAUCCCGCCCACGCAGGUGGUGAGGCGGGCCCAGGACUUCGUUUACCACCUGCACUGCUUCGCCUGCAUCGUGUGCAAGCGGCAGCUGGCCACAGGCGACGAGUACUACCUGAUGGAGGACAGUCGGUUGGUGUGCAAAGCCGACUACGAGACCGCCAAACAGAGAGAAGCAGAUUCGACUGCGAAAAGGCCCAGAACGACCAUCACAGCCAAACAGCUGGAGACCUUAAAGAAUGCCUACAAUAACUCUCCCAAGCCGGCCCGCCACGUCCGCGAGCAGCUCUCCUCUGAGACGGGCCUGGACAUGCGGGUCGUGCAGGUUUGGUUUCAGAACCGGCGGGCCAAAGAAAAGAGAUUGAAGAAGGACGCCGGGCGCCAGAGGUGGGGCCAGUACUUCCGGAACAUGAAGAGGUCACGCGGAAGCUCCAAGUCGGACAAAGACAGCAUCCAGGAAGAGUGCAUGGACAGUGACGCCGAGGUGUCAUUUACAGAUGAACCUCCCAUGUCAGACCUUGGCCACAGCAAUGGCAUCUACAGCAGCAACUCCCCAGCCAUGGGUGGCCGCCCAGGGAGCAACAACCAUGCCUCCUUCCCUUUGGAGCACGCCACCCUGCCCUCGCAAGAUCAAUUCAACGACAUCCGCUCCAACAGCCCCUACGGCCUUCCCCAGUCGCCGGGGUCCCACUCGGCGCUACCCCGGCACCAGCCGCUCAUCACCGGCCUGGUCUAUCCUGAGUCGGGCCUGUCCAUUAUGACCCAAGGCGGGGGGGUGAACCCCGCUGUGAGGGUUUCCAUCGGUGCCGCCAAUGGCCCAAGUUCAGACCUCUCCACCGGUAGCAGUGGUGGAUACCCAGACUUCCCCGCCAGUCCAGCCUCCUGGUUGGAUGAAGUGGAUCAUGGACAAUUCUGAAUGCUUGUUUAUAAGAAACUGGACGUACUUUCAUCAUUUAGUCUGUUUUUUUUAUUGUCUUCUGUCUGGUAUUAUGGACUAAAGACCGUGAUUGUACGGCAGAGUGGUGGAAACUUGGAAAUCACUAAUAACCAAUAAUUGGUUCCGUUUUAAUGGAGGACAAACUCCUUCACAAAAAAAAAAACACUUGGACAAAUAUUCUAUGUAGCGUUCAUUUCCAGAAAAUAUGAAGACUGAGAAUUAAGCUUCCCUCAGCUCCUCUUACUGCUUUUUUGGUUGUCUACGGUGUGUUCAGGUGCAGAAGUCUUUAAUUGUCUGGUUGUUGCCAAAUGUCAAGAUAAAUAUAGUAUACUGUAUGUAUGUGUGUGUGUGUGUGUACAUAUAUAUACAUAAUGCUUUAUCAUUGUGGAGACUAUUUUUAUACGAGGACCAUUAAUCAGAGAAUCCAGUGAGUGUAGACUUUGCACUUUCUGCAAACGGUGUGGCGAGAUGUCAUCCUAACGACAGUUCCUAGGAUUCCACUUACAUCUAUGCAUUUGUCUGUCCUGUUCUACUCGAAAACAAAAAAAAAAAGGCAGACAUGCUUUCUGCAGCAACCGGGGGCCGUGAUGUAUGUAUAUGUGGAAAAAUGUUUUAUGU
This is a messenger RNA of Syngnathoides biaculeatus (alligator pipefish), 1940 nucleotides long. It is a transcript of the gene lhx3, whose product is annotated as LIM homeobox 3. The record is from RefSeq and is a predicted model, not a curated record. Gene Ontology annotation, biological process: regulation of transcription by RNA polymerase II; neuron differentiation. The coding region runs from base 114 to 1301 and encodes 395 amino acids. Lineage: Eukaryota; Metazoa; Chordata; Actinopteri; Syngnathiformes; Syngnathidae. Gene Ontology annotation, molecular function: RNA polymerase II transcription regulatory region sequence-specific DNA binding; DNA-binding transcription factor activity, RNA polymerase II-specific. Gene Ontology annotation, cellular component: nucleus. The transcript is spliced from 6 exons.